Hirsutella rhossiliensis is the source of this 486-nucleotide messenger RNA. RefSeq lists its product as uncharacterized. The transcript has 3 exons. Bases 1 to 486 code for a protein of 161 amino acids. NCBI's taxonomy places the organism in Eukaryota, Fungi, Ascomycota, Sordariomycetes, Hypocreales, Ophiocordycipitaceae. The record is from RefSeq and is a predicted model, not a curated record.
AUGUCUACCCGCAAGAGAAAGCAAGAGGAGGAGGAGGAGGAGCUAGUCUCCCUCCCCGAAGAAGACGAUGGCGAAGAAGAGGAAGAGUACGUCUCCACUGGAGAUGAAGAAGACGACGGCGAGGACGACGGCGAGGACGCAGACCAAGAACCUCAAGAGGGCAACGAAGAUGCCGAGGAGGAUGAGGAUGAAGAGGUGGAAGAGGUGGAAGAGGCGACGGCCGCAAAUGGCGACAAGGACGAGGACAAGGAGAAUGGUGAAAAGGACGAGCCACCACCUCUGAAGAAGCGCAAGACGACCGAGGCAGUCUCCAAUGGCGACGCUGCCAAGGACGACGAAGACGCCGAGGAAACCGAGGAUGCCGAGGACAAAAAGGACGACGUGCCCAAGGAGACUGUCAAGACCAAGGACGUUUCCGUCGAGACGGCCGCCGACGAGGCCGAGCCAGAGGCAGAGGCGGCCGCGGCGGGAGGCGAGGAAGAGUAG